This is a messenger RNA of Panicum virgatum (switchgrass), 6731 nucleotides long. RefSeq lists its product as uncharacterized. Bases 4383 to 6572 code for a protein of 729 amino acids. Lineage: Eukaryota; Viridiplantae; Streptophyta; Magnoliopsida; Poales; Poaceae. The record is from RefSeq and is a predicted model, not a curated record. The transcript is spliced from 3 exons.
GUUUCAGCGCCCCUAGGGCGUGCCAGCAGCUGUGGAGUGUGAGAGACGCAGGAGGAAGGAGGAAGGAGAACAAAACCCGCCAAAACCUAGCCCCAUCCGCUGAACAGGGGGCGAGGGAGCUCGUCGGUCGCCCGAAGAAAAGCGUGCAGCGUGCUGCUGCGAGGGGAGAAAACCUGGUGCGGAACGCCCAGCCGCAAAAGCCAAAGACCCAUCCGGUCCAGUCGAUUCGCAUCCCACUGCGUCACCGUCCACUCGUCAUCAAGUUGGCCGCCCCGACGACUUCGUCCGAGUCCUUCAACUGCGCCGGCGGCUUCAACGGUGGCAAAAUCACUGAGCUUGGUUGUGAAAUGUGAAUGGCGGCGACUGCCAUCUUUAGGCGUUUGGACGAGAUAUAGGAGAGUCUUUUUUGUAGCCCGCCGCCCGCCGCCUAAUCCGGCCCAACCCGUGCUACAGUCGCCGCGGGCUGCUGCUAUUGCUGGGGGGCACUGCAGAGAUCCGUACCCCAACCCGAAGCACCCUGAACUACCCCGAGCGCACCAAAUCUUACAGAGCUGUGCUCAUCUCUCCAUCUACAACGACCUGUCCAAGUGCGAGGCCCGGCGCGGGGGAGGGAGUUAGGCGACGGGAAGAGGGGCAGAUGGCUGGGUAGGCCUGGCGGCUGCCGCAGAGAAGGCUGUGCCCGGUAUCGCGGCAACCCUCCUGUGAAGUACUUCGGUGAUUGCUAAAACUAGCAUGGCGCAGGAGCGGACAUUGGAGGAAGUCGUUUCUCCAUUUUUAAUGCAAUUGGAAAAGGCAAGAGCUGUUCCUUUGGUUCCAGAUGAGGAUAGUUCAUAUUCAGAUGUUACAUUUCUGUUUGAAAAUAUCAAGAAAGAAGCCUGUGAGGUCAAGAAUAUACUACAGAGAGUAUCUAAAUGGGAAAAUGAGAUUAUAAAUGAUUUUGGAGGAAUAGCUCGGCAUUUGGAUGAAAUCAUAGAAGAAGACAGCCAGCUCAAUUCAAUACGUUCUAAGCUCCAAAUUGUCAACACUGAAUUGUCCAAGUUAAAAAAUCGUAUGCAAAUUCCUCUCCAUGUUCCUGUGAUUGAGGCAGCAGCUCCCACAACCUUGCCUUCAUUAGUACCAUCUAAAUGGGUUCAUGCAAAAGUUUCAGAGCAGUGGAAAAGGCUUGAGAUUGAGAGGAAAAUCCUUGAGAGCUCAACCAUGUCUAAUUUGCAGCUUAGCUAUGAUAAUCUUGAUUUACAGCUGAAGCUGUGCUUGUUAUGCUUCUCUAUCUUCCCAGAAAAUUCAAUCAUCAGCAAGAGGGCCAUGAUCCAUUGGUGGAUUGGUGAGGGUUUAGUAGCAGCCACAAGAAACCAGACAGCUGAAGAUGUCGGGAAGGAGUGCUUUGAGAAGCUGAUUGCUCGAGAGAUGGUUGAACCAGUGUAUCACAAGCGCAGAUAUGCUGUCAACCAAUGCAAGUUGCACCCUUGGAUCCGGCGUAUGCUGAUUACUGUUGCAAGGCAAGCACGGUUUUUUGAAUUUGAUUCAAAUGGCAAUGCAACAUGGGACUUUUCAGCUACGUACCAUGCCUGUCUAGUUGAAGAGCACCAACUGGAAAUAGAUGUGGCAUCACUCAGAAACAUUCUAACAAUAUUUAAUGUGAGUGAGCGAUACCUCCAAUUUGAGAAGAGCUGGUUCUUGGAUUUGAGGAAGAUUUCAGUUCUCCAACUAGGAAGAUGGCACAACUUUUACCGACACCAUAUUGAGGUCGACAGUACUGAAUUUUUGGAAGGACUGCCGUCAUCUAAUCAAUUGAAAUAUCUUUGUCUGAGGGGCAUCUCUAGAAUCAUCGAACUUCCUUCUUCCAUUGGCAGACUCUCAAAUCUGAGGAUCUUGGAUCUUCAUGCUUGUCAUAACCUUGAGAGGCUGACUGAGAGCAUCACGUCUCUUCAGAUGCUCACUCACCUUGAUGUAUCAGAGUGUUACUUGCUGGAAGGCAUGCCAAGGGGUAUUAGCUUCCUUACAGAACUCCAAGUCCUUAAAGGGUUUGUCAUUGGUGGUUCCACUGGCAACUACAAUUGUCGAGUAGCAGAGUUGGCCAGGCUUGACAAACUGAAGAAGCUGAGCAUAUAUAUUGGAAGCAAAGUUACAGUGACAGAAGACGAAUUGGAUGAGCUUCAGAAUAUCAAAGGCCUUUGCAUCCUGAAAAUUACAUGGGCUGUAUCACUUUCAAAGAAGGAACGAGUCCAUCAAACUUCUGAUUCAACAUCGCUGCUAGCUUCACUCUCACUACCUCUAAAUCUCGAGAAGCUAGACCUGCGCUGCUUCCCUGGGGAGAAGAUACCAGAUUGGUUAAGUCCGAGUAAGCUGUUGAAACUGAAGAGACUCUACUUCACUGGAGGCAUGCUAAAUACUUUUGGCGACAAAAACGAGUCAGAGGUGUGGAACAUUGAGGUAUUGCGCCUGAAAUUCUUGAAUGAUUUAUCAGUGCAAUGGACCCAGGUGCAUGACAUGUUUCCAAAACUGACCUUUCUGGAGGUCUUUAGAUGUAUGAAGCUAAAAUCUUUCCCUUGUGACAAGGAUGGGGUAUGGAUGAACAAUGACAUGCAACAAGUCAAUAGGUAGGAGAGAGGGUUGAAUCAAUUGAGCUUUUAUUAUUACUCUUGCAGUCAUACAGUAUCACUAUAUUUGCAUCUCAUUAUCAGUAACAGUUUUCCAUGAGAAAGAAUGUGGACCAAGCAAUAAUCCCAGUAAUAUUUCAGUAUGUAAGCACAUUGGCGGAGCAUAUUGACAAAUUUGAGCAGUUCUUACUGUGCACAUACACUCCCCUUUUUCUCCAAUGUUUACUGCAAGAACAGCUAUGAACAUUGUUUCAUCCUGAAGGAACUCUUCAAGUCACUAGUACCAGACAGUACCAUUUUUUUCCACCAUGGGCAAAGCCCGAAUUUCAUCACUAAAAGCAACGAAAUUACAGAGUUUCAAGGUUCAGAAUAGAAAAGAAGAAAGUACCAUUGGAUCUACACUAUACAGAUGUGUUGCCUAUUUCAGACUUCCACUGUUACCAGUGAUGAUGUGGCCACUCUUACUAAUUUCCUGGCUGGUAGAUGUUGAUGCUGGCGAGGGGAUGCUGCUUCUUGCAAAAAUGUCUCCCAUUGUCUUGGCCGCUGCUGGGAGCCCGCCGCAGGUCUCAAGGAUCUCCUGUUUCAUGCUGUCAACGGUGGCGAGAUCGACCGUCCCUUUCGCCUGGGAGAGGGCGUCCAUGAAAAUUGCCCAGCAGCUCUCGCUGUCGCACAAUGGCUGCACAUGGUGCAGGCAGCUCUCCCCCACCAUCGUCUCGGCAGCCUGCUUCAGCCGGCUGGUGACGACCACCAGGCCGCCUCUCUCUUUGGGAAGCCCGAACGUGAGGCGUUCCGACCAGUCGUCAGCUCUCCGCGGCGCGUUCUGGCCGCCAGCGGCAACGACGUCGGCGUACCAGUCGUCGACGUGCCACACGUCGUCGAACACGAUGAGAUACCUCUUCCCCUUGAGCUGCUCGUGGACGGCGAUCACCAGCUCCACCAGGCUAUCGCCGCCAUCCAUGGACAGGAUGGCAUCCUCCUCGUGUCCAAGAGCCAUGAGGAUGCCCUGCAAAACUUCCCUGCGCCUGUCUGCUCCAGCGCAGGCGGUGUGCGACAUGCACGUCCAGAUCCUGGGGAAGAAGCGCCCUCUAGCGCCCGGGCUGCUGAACAGGAGCUGCGCGAGCGCGGUCUUCCCGAUGCCGCCCAUGCCGACGAUGCCGACGCCGGCAAGCCUCCCCGCGCCGCAGUCCCUGAACGCCAUGGACUCGAGCUCCGUGAGCUGCUGGUCGAAUCCGUGGAUCCUGCUGCGGUCGAGCCAAGCCGUCGUCCAGCGGUCCAACCCCACGGCGGCGGCGCCGUCCUCCUGCGACGCCGCAGCGUCGCCACCGGAGUUGUUCCCCACGCACUGGAGGACCCUGCGCCUGACCGCGGCCACCCUCUUGCUGGUCUUGGAGAACCGCCAUGCGUCGGGCUGCGCGAAGAACCGCCGCCGUCGGUUCGGGCGGUUGGUGAGCAUGCGGCACUCAACGAGCAAGUCGUUGAGUUCGUAGAGGCACUCCCGGAGCUCAUCUGCGUUAUCGGGAGAAAUCGCCGCCUUCUCCAGCUCGGCCCGCAUGUCGUUGAACUGGGCGAUGAAAGGGAGCUCCGCCACCGCCGCCUCCUCCGCGAGGCUAUCCACAAACUUCCGCACCAGGAACUGGAUGACUUCCACAGCCAUGGACGGCGUCGGCCUCCCACCGGAAUAUGUGGAUUGCAGUGAUGAUUUCUCGGCUGAUUCGGUAACGAGAAGCACGGAGCGUGUAGCGACUGGCGAGUAAACGGAGACUGACUCAGAACAAAGGACAAGCGAUGCUCACAUCGGCGGUCACGGUCAGUCACCAGUGGCCCCAAGUGAGUGUUGACCCCCAGAGAAGACUUAAUCCUUUGGACACACAGGCAAAGGCACGCAAGGUGGAAGGGGAGGCAGACAUGGAUGCCAACGGGAGGUACAUGGAAAGCAUGCUGGCAGUGUGGAACGAAUGGGAGAUCCGCAUGCUCGUGCUCACCAGCCUCGCCCUCCAGGUGUUCCUCCUCUUCUUCGCCGGCAUCCGCAAGCGCAACGUCUCCGCUGCGCUGAGCCUGCUGCUGUGGCUCGCCUACCUGCUCGCGGACUCCAUCGCCAUCUACGCGCUCGGGUACCUCUCCCAGACGCGCGUGCCCAAGGCCUUCAAGCGCACCCACCGCAUCCAGGCCCUGUGGGCGCCGUUCCUCCUCCUCCACCUCGGCGGCCAGGACACCAUCACCGCCUUCUCCAUCGAGGACAACGAGCUCUGGAAGCGCCACCUGCUCAGCCUGCUCACCCAGGUUGGCCUCGCCGUGUAUGUCUUCACCAAGUCGCACCCCGGAGCCGACAUCCUAGCCCCCGCCGUGUUCAUGUUCGUGAGUGGUAUCGUCGAGUACGGCGAGAGGACGUGGGCGCUCAGGUGCGCGAGCAUGGACAACCUGCGGAGCGGCAUGGUCACGACGCCGGACCCGGGCCCCAACUACGCCAAGUUCAUGGAGGAGUACCGGUUCACGCGUGAGGCCGGGCUCCAGGCGGAGAUCGUCAUCGAGCAGGAGCGCCGGGCGGAGGCCGCCGCCGUGGCCGCGGGCGUCGCCGAGGAGACCGUGCCGUACACGGAGGUCAUCGCCGACGCGAGCCGCUUCUUCGUCAUCUUCAAGCGGCUCUUCGCCAACCUCAUCCUCAGCUUCCAGGAGCGCACCCGGAGCCAGGCCACGUUCCUGCGGCUCACGCCGGAGCAGGCGUACAAGGUCAUCGAGAUCGAGCUCUCGCUCAUGUACGACACCCUGCACUCCAAGGCGGCGGUGAUCCACACCUGGUACGGCCGCCUCCUCCGAUGCCUGACGCUCCUCUCGACAUCCACAGCGUGCCUCCUCUUCAACGUGCUGCUGCGCCACCGCAAGGGUAAGCAGCACCAGUCGUCAUACAGCCACGUCGAUGUCUGCAUCACUAACAUCUUGUUCGGAGGAGCUCUUUGCUUGGAGGUGUACGCCAUAGGAAUGAUGCUCAUAUCCUACUGGACACACGCCGCUCUUCGAAGCUGUAAUUUCAGCUUCCUGAGCAAUCUGAUCUUCCGGAGCAUUCAGUACUUCCGUCCGGAAAGCCGGUCCAAGUGGUCCAAUCUGAUGGCCCAGCACAACCUCAUCAGCUUCUGCCUCCUGGACAAACCAACAGUGCUCACCAAGGUCCUGAGCGUCCUCGGGCUCAAAGGGCACUGGGACAGUUGGCUGCACAUACGCCACAUCGACGUGUCGCACGAGCUGAAGAUCGUGGUGUUCAGGGAGCUCAAGGAUAAGACGGCGAGCAUCGUGGACGCCGAGAGCUACCGCAAGUUCAGCAACCACAGGGGCCGGUGGGCUCUCCAGUGCAAGGGCUACUACAAGGAGCUCGGCUGGAGCGUGGAGGUGGAGUUCGACGAGAGCAUCCUCCUCUGGCACAUAGCCACGGACCUCUGCUUCCACUCCGGCGACGACGCCGGCGACGUCAAGGUCGCGCCGUUCGUCGAGGUCAGCCGGGCGAUGUCGAACUACAUGCUCUUCCUCCUCGUCGCUCGGCCCUUCAUGCUGACGGCGGGCAUCGGGCAGAUCCGGUUCGGGGACACCUGCGCGGAGGCCAGGAACUUCUUCGGGACGGCGGCGCACCCGGACGCGGGGGCCGCGGCGAGGACGGUGCUCGGCCUGAGCGCCGAGAUCGCGCCGAGGGACGUGAAGGGGGACCGGAGCAAGUCGGUGCUGUUCGACGCGUGCCGGCUGGCCAAGUCGCUGCUUGAGCUGCCGCCGCGCAAGCGGUGGCGCGUAAUCCGCGCGGUGUGGGUGCGGGUGGAGAUGCUCUGCUACGCGGCGAGCAAGUGCCGGAGCAACUUCCACGCCAAGCAGCUGAGCGGCGGCGGCGAGCUGCUCACGGUCGUCUGGUUCUUGAUGGCGCACCUGGGGGUCGGCGAGCAGUAUAGGAUAGAGGCAGGGCAUGCCAGGGCCAAACUCAUCGUAGAAAAGAAUUGAGAUCACCACCAAAAGGUUGUUAAAAAAAACACAGAUUUGCUGCCUCGAAAAUUCUUGCAAAUUUUGUGCACAUAUCUUGGACCACCACUGUCCUCAUUUGCGGAAGUGAAGAUUUUUUAAUAAGAAUGAAGAAGGCCAUGCAUUUUAGUAGACCAAUAA